Strongyloides ratti is the source of this 3282-nucleotide messenger RNA. RefSeq names its product Bms1l protein. Gene Ontology annotation, molecular function: GTP binding; U3 snoRNA binding; GTPase activity. The record is from RefSeq and is a predicted model, not a curated record. The transcript is spliced from 2 exons. Gene Ontology annotation, biological process: endonucleolytic cleavage of tricistronic rRNA transcript (SSU-rRNA, 5.8S rRNA, LSU-rRNA); ribosome biogenesis; maturation of SSU-rRNA from tricistronic rRNA transcript (SSU-rRNA, 5.8S rRNA, LSU-rRNA). NCBI's taxonomy places the organism in Eukaryota, Metazoa, Nematoda, Chromadorea, Rhabditida, Strongyloididae. Gene Ontology annotation, cellular component: nucleus; 90S preribosome. The coding region runs from base 1 to 3282 and encodes 1093 amino acids.
AUGGAGGAAAUAGCACAAAAGAAGCAAAAAGUACAUAGAAGUCACAAGGUCGGAGGAAAAGCUUCAAAGGCAGCAAAAAAACAACCAAGAACAAAUGUUGGCAGUAAUGCAAAAGCAUUUACAUUUAAAAGUGCUAAUCGUGCUCGUGCUGCAAUUAGAAGAUCCGCUAAUAUAUCUGAAAGAAAAAAACACAUUCCACUUAUUGAUACAACACCGUUAGAACCACCUCCUAUUAUUGUGGCUAUUGUUGGACCUUCAAAAGUUGGUAAAUCAACACUUUUGAAAGGAUUAGUAAAACAUUACCUUCAUAUUACUAUGAAUAAUUUAAAAGGACCUAUUUCAAUUGUAACAGGAAAAACAAGAAGAGUUACUUUUAUAGAAGUUGAAAAUGAUGUAAAUUCUAUGAUAGAUAUUGCAAAAGUUGCUGAUCUUGUGUUAUUGAUGAUUGAUGCAAGUUAUGGUAUAGAAGUUGAAAUUUUUGAAUUUAUAAAUAUUUGUCAAACACAUGGCAUGCCAAAGAUAAUGGGUGUUCUUACACAUUUAGAUUCAAUUAAAAAAACGUCUGAAUUGCGAAAGACAAAGAAAAAUUUGAAACAUAGAUUUUGGACAGAAAUUUAUGAUGGUGCUAAAUUAUUUUAUCUUUCUGGUCUUAAAAGAGAUCAAUAUUUAAACGCAGAAAUAAAGAAUCUUGCAAGAUUUAUUUCAGUUGUUAAAUUUAGACCUAUUAUUUGGAGGCAGAAUCACUCUUAUAUUUUAAUUGAUAGAUUUGAAGACUUAACUAAUCCUGAAGAUGUUAGAAAAAAUCCUAAAUGUGACAGAAAUGUUUCAUUAUACGGUUAUAUUCGUGGUUCUAAUAUGAAAAAUAAUAAUGAUGUUCACAUUUCGGGUGUGGGUGAUUUUAAGAUAAAAGAAAUUUGUACUCUUUCUGAUCCAUGUGCAUUACCAGAUAAAAGGAAAAUGAAAAGGACUUUAAAUGACAAAGAGAGAACAGUUUAUGCUCCAUUUAGUGGACUUGGUGGUAUAGUUUAUGACAAAGAUGCUAUUUAUGUUGAGAAUUCAUUAAUUGAGAAAAAAGAUAAUGAUCAUGAAAAAAAUGGUCUUAUUUCUCAGUUUGAUGAAUUGAAGGAAACCAUAGAUAAGAAAGUAACCAAAUCACAAAUGAAACUUUUAGAAAAAUCUGACAAUGCUAUUCAAAUAAAUAGUGAAUCUGAAAAUGAAAUGAGUGAUGAAGAAAAUUCAAUUGAGGAUGAAGAAGAGGAUAUUGAUGACGAAGAAUUUAGUGAUGAAGAAAUAGUUGAUGAUGAAGAGGAUAUUGAAACAGAAGAAGAAGGAGAAGAAUUAGAACCUGUUGCAAAGAAAUCUAAAUUUAUAGAGGGGUAUGAAAAAGUUGACGAAAAGAAGGAUGAGGAUUGGGAAAAAUUGACUUUAAAAGCAAAAUCAUUAUGGAAAAAAGGAAAAGAAAAUAAAAUUAAUUGGAAUAAACUUAUUUAUAAUCCUUUGAAAAUUGAAGAAGAAGAUUCAAAUGAUGAGGAUGACAACGACAUUAAUUUUUCAGGUGGUUUGUUUAAAAUAUUAAAAAAAGAAAAGGAAAAAAUAAAUAUUUCUAUUGAAAAUCAAGAAGAUGGUUAUUGUUAUACAACUCCUGUUACAUCCAAUACGGCUAUCAAUGAUUUUUACAAAACACGUAGUUGGAACGAUGAUGCUACUAAAUUACUAAUUAGAGAUUGUUUUGUCACUGGAAAAUGGGAUAAUGAAGAUGAUGCUUUUAAUGAUGAUGAAUUUGAUGAAGAGACAGGACUGUGUAAAGAUUCUGAUGAGGAUGAUGAUGAUGAUGGAGAUGGAGAUGAGAGUGUAAAUGGUGAAGAGAAAUCGAAUGGCCCUAAUUUUAUCAAUGAUAAGAAGGCUCUUCAUAAAGAGAAAAUUAAUAAAAAACGUCAAAAAUUAAAGGAACAAUUUAAUGCAGAGUAUGAUGAAAAUAAUGAAGCUUACAACGCAUUAAAAGAAGAGCUUGAUGUUCAAGCUAAGCUGAAUAAAACAAUAUUUGAUGGAAUGGAUGAAGCAACACGAGAAAAACUUGAAGGAUGGCGUGCUGGAAAAUAUGUUCGCAUGGAAUUUGAGUCUCUUCCUUGUGAAUUCGUAGAGAAUUUCAAUGCCACACGCCCAUAUAUUAUUGGUGGUUUGUUACCAGGUGAACAGAACUUAGCAUAUAUUGAAUGUAGAAUUAAAAAACAUAGGUGGUACGAUCGUAUUCUUAAGUCUCGUGAUCCUCUGAUUAUAUCAUGUGGUUGGAGAAGAUUUCAGACUGUAUCUGUAUAUACAAUACAAGAUCACAAUAUGAGGCAUCGAUUUUUAAAAUAUACUCCACAGUAUAUGUUUUGUCAUGCACAUUUUUGGGCUCCUGUUGUUCCACAGAAUACUGGUUUCCUUGCAGUUCAAAGUUUAGAUGAGGAAAAAAAAUCUUUUAGGAUUGCUGCAACAGGAGUUGUUUUAACUAACAAUAAAACACCUGACGUUGUUAAGAAAUUGAAGAUUGUUGGUUAUCCAUAUGAAAUUUUUAAAAAAACUGCUUUUAUUAAAGGGAUGUUUAGUAGCAAGUUAGAAGUUGCUAAAUUUGAAGGAGCAUCAAUAAAAACAGUUUCAGGUAUUCGUGGACAAAUAAAGAAAGCUUUGUCAACUCCUGAAGGUGCCUUCCGUGCUACAUUUGAAGAUAUGAUAAACAAAAGUGAUAUUGUUUUUCUCCGAUCAUGGAUUUCUGUAGAAAUACCUAAAUUCUUUAUUCCUAUUACAGAUAAAUUAUUAAGUAGUGAUAAUAAAUGGGUUGGAAUGAAAACAACUGGUAGACUUCGAUUUGAAAAAGGAAUUACCCUUGAACAUGAUCCUAAUACAAACUAUAAAAACGUCCAAAGACCAGAGUUUGUUAAGAAAGAAUUGGUUAUAUCAAAAGAUCUUCAAAAAUCGUUACCAUAUAAACUUAAACCUAAGAUGGCUGAUGUUAAAAAAGAUACACGUGAACCUAUUGUCAAAAAACAUACUGCUAUUGAAUUGUCACAUGAAGAAGAGAAAAUUGAUAAUUUCAUGCAAUCUGUCAAAGAUACUUAUAAAAAUAGACUUGAAAAAGAAAAACAAAAGAAUCAGUUGAGAUUAGAAAAACGUAAUAAAGAAUUAAAGGAAAUUGAAGAAAAGAAAAUGAGAAAAUCAAAACAGACAAAGAAGAAUAUUUGUCGUCGAAUGUCAAAACAAGAACAAGCUAGAGUUAGAAGAGCAGCAAGAGGACCAAAAUAG